Molecule: messenger RNA, 1209 nt
Organism: Pipistrellus nathusii (Nathusius's pipistrelle)
Lineage: Eukaryota; Metazoa; Chordata; Mammalia; Chiroptera; Vespertilionidae
Source: the annotation of a GenBank genome assembly
AUGCCCGGUGCCACGAUGCCCGGCGCGGCGUCUGGGACCAUGAGCACCACCUACACCUACACCAGCCGCCCGCGGGCGCCGCCCUGCCGCCUGCGCUACAGCAUGUCGCAGCCGCCUGACGAGCCGCUGCCAUUCGGGAACAUCAUGUAUGACAGAAGGGUGGUCCGCGGCAACACCUACGCUCUGCAGCGCGGGCACGCCAUCGACGAGCAUGCUCAGAAGCUGCAGGAGACCAAGAAGAGGGUGGCGGCCAAAAGACGCGCCCAGGAGCAGCUCCGGCCGCACACGCCCGAGCCCGUGGAGGGCAGGAAGCACGUGGACGUGCAGACAGAAUUAUACCUUGAAGAAAUUGCUGAUCGCAUAAUAGAAGCUGAUAUGGAAUGCCAGACAGAUGCGUUUUUGGACAAACCACCAACACCACUUUUUAUUCCUGCCAAAACUGGCCAAGAUGUGGCCACCCAAAUUGAAGAAGGAGAGCUCUUUGACUUUGACCUGGAAGUGAAGCCAAUGCUGGAAGUGCUGGUGGGAAAGACCAUUGAGCAGGCCCUGCUGGAGGUGAUGGAGGAGGAGGAGCUGGCCGACCUGCGGGCCACUCAGCACGAGUAUGAGGAGCUGCGCAACGUGGAGCUGGCGGAGGUCCAGAGGCUGGAAGAGCAGGAGCGGCGGCACCGAGAGGAAAAGGAGCGCCGGAAGCAGCAGCAGUGGGAGGUGAUGCAGAAGCAUCAGGAGACGGCGCAGAAGAUCGCCGCCCGCGCCUUCUCGCAGCGCUACCUGUCCGACCUGCUGCCCUCCGUGUUCGGCAGCCUCAAGGACGGGGGCUACUUCUUCGACCCCGUGGAGAGAGAUAUUGAGCUCGGAUUCCUUCCAUGGCUAAUGAACGAAGUUGACAAAACCAUAGAGCACAGCAUGGUGGGAAGGACAGUGCUUGACAUGUUGAUCCGUGAGGUGGUGGAGAGGAGGCUGGCCACGUAUGAGCGAAAGGAGGACAAGCACCCCUUUCUGAGUCCCGAGGAGGUGCCUGGUAUUCCUGGACCCCUGAGAGACCCCACGAUGGGUUAUGGUUUCCAGGAGCAGAGGCCGCUCCCCAGCGCAGAUGUCCCGUAUGAUAAGCUAAUGGAGGAAGAAGAGGAGGAGGAAGAUCCGAUAGGACUGAGGAGGUCCUUGGGGAGGGGAGAACAGUUACAAGACAGGGAAUCCUGGGAGGGGUGA